AUGAUUAAUGUAUUCAAACCUAUUGUUCAACGUGAUCUAGUGCCAACUGCCUAUUAUAAUAAUGAAAUCUUACAAUACAACGGCGUUUCUCCUAAAGACACACCUAUACUUCCAUUCAACCAAACCAUAGAAGACUUGAAUAGAGAUAUUUACGCCAAACCUUUACAUUCUCAUAACGACUACUGGAGAGAAUAUCCAUUAUUUUCAGCAUUGAGUGCAGGUGCAAUUAGUGUCGAAAGUGAUAUUUGGUAUUUCCCACAAUCUUACAAAUUGACAAGAACGGUUACUCCAUCUACAAGCAAAUACAACAACAAUAACAAACAAGGCAACAGUUCAGUUAACGAAACGCUAAUUUUCAAAAAUGAUGAAAUUUAUGUUGGCCAUAGUCAAGAAUUCUUGAAACCGAUAAAUACAUUAUUUAAUUUAUAUUUAAAUCCACUAUCUCAAUUCUUACAAUUUGUCAAUCCAACAUAUGAGAUCAUUGAUGGUGAUAGCAACUCUGAGAAUUCUCGACUUGAACAGGAUUUUUUUGCACAAUCUCAACUGGAGAGGAACAGUGUUUUUUAUAACAAUCCUGGACAACCACUUUAUUUGUGGUUUGAUUUCAAAACCGAAGCUAAUUCAACUUAUGAUGCCUUAAAACCAUUGUUGAAACCAUUUAUAGAUAAUGGGUAUUUAGCCUAUUAUAAUACGACUGAUGACAAGUAUUAUUCUGGUCCAUUAAUCUUAACAAUAACGGGUAACUUACCAGUUGAAAAAGUAACUAAUGAAACAAUAAGAUAUUUGUUUUUAGAUGGCCCAUUAGAUAAGUUUACAAUUGAUAAUAACAAUACAAAUAAAGAUGAAUUGAAAAAAUGGUCAAAAUUAUCUCGUGUGGCAAGUGGUUCCUUAGAGACAAUUUUGGGAUCAGAGUCAUACGCAACUAGCACUAAGAAUGAUUUCAAUGAAGAGCAAAAAUCACAAUUGAAACAAGUGCUUGACUUGGCUCAUGAAUAUGGAUUAAAGACGAGAAUUUGGGGUGAUAUAACUUGGCCAUGGAACGUUUUAGAUCUGCAUUUGAAAAUUUUGUUUGAAUUAGGUUCUGAUUUAUUGAAUGUUGAUGAUUUAGAAAGGGCUCUGCAGUUAUUUUCAUAA
This is a messenger RNA of Candida albicans SC5314, 1134 nucleotides long. RefSeq lists its product as uncharacterized. The transcript has a single exon. Gene Ontology annotation, biological process: lipid metabolic process. The record is from RefSeq and is a predicted model, not a curated record. Gene Ontology annotation, molecular function: phosphoric diester hydrolase activity. Bases 1 to 1134 code for a protein of 377 amino acids. Lineage: Eukaryota; Fungi; Ascomycota; Pichiomycetes; Serinales; Debaryomycetaceae.